Molecule: messenger RNA, 1437 nt
Organism: Orbilia oligospora ATCC 24927
Lineage: Eukaryota; Fungi; Ascomycota; Orbiliomycetes; Orbiliales; Orbiliaceae
Exons: 4
Coding region: 1-1437 (478 amino acids)
Source: RefSeq, a predicted model, not a curated record
AUGGCUUCGCCAACCAAUCAUGGCGAAGAGGGUAAUGACCUGCCAUACUCUACCCUCAGUCUUGCCUUUGCUUCAUUGAUAUUCUUGAACAAGCCUCCAGAGCUUAGCGUACGAGAGUUCAUCUACUUUCUUCGAGGGUGCCUUUCCAGUGACUCGGAAUCUCAAAUCAGUCCGUCUCUGCGCAUCUCCAAUGAUACAUACUGGCGAAACGUUUGCAAAGACAAAGACCAAAAGAUCCUCGAGCUUGACCAAAGACUCAUAGACGCCAAUCUCGAAAAUCAACGGCUCUUGGAACAACUUGAAAGGCAGAAUGCCAAUGAUAACGGAAAUAUUAAAGGUAAAGGGAAGGCGAAGCCAUCGACUGCAAACCUCGAACAACAAUCUGCAGAAGCCCAUUUGUUGAAGUGGGAGCCUAUCAAAGACACUUACGAGAAGCUCUCUUCCGGUCAUGAAACAAUCUUCUUCAUACUCCGUUCGCUCCAUUACUCCAAGGAUGCCAAACCCAUCACCGUCAACAUUAUCAAGCUGUGCAAAGCGAUCUCGACUAAAAUUCACACUCUUUGCACGGACGAUAAAGCCAACGCCAACACCAAUGGCCAAACCGGUACCCAACAAGCCCGCAAGACCCGACAAUCGGAUGCCGCGAGGGUAAAGCAAAAGCUCAUGGAUGCAGCUUGGGUAGCAGACGUCACCAAAGCCUUCGAUGACAUCUUCCGACGUCUCUUCAUGUCAAUCGCUCGUUUAUCAACCUUGCUCGAAAAGGAAGAACGUCAGAUCAUCAAUGCGGCACGUAAUGGUGUCACCGAAGCGGUCUCAGAUCUUUUCUGCUCAGUUCUUGAUUCUGUCCAUGCAGCAUCGAGACGAUUCAAUAUCGAAUUCGUUUCAACUUCGAGAGAUGUUAGAACCGGUUGUAUCAAGAUUCUUCAGUCCUUCAUCUCAACCCUUAAUGGUGAAGAUGAGCUCCAGGGUUACAUCCUCGAGGCAAUAAUCUACGUUAUUGUUGAAGCUUCCGGGAAAUGUCUUUGUAUCCCUAAAACAUCCGACACCACGGACCAGGACACACUUGCAAAGGAAGGAAGAUCGCUACGAGAAACUUCAGUCUACGUCCUCAGGCUCCUGAAAAUCACCUUACCACUCUACAGAACCCAGCUUGCCAAUAGCAAAAUCAACCGAGUUACGGGAAGUCCACGAAACGCAAGCCCAAUUAUGGAAGCUGCGAAGCGUAAGUUCCACGAUUAUGUCAUGAAAGGAUUGUUUGGAGAAUUCAAGAAUCCAGAUUGGGACGAUUUGAAGUCUUAUACCAAGGAGAACUUGACGGACAUUGGGAAAUGGGGAGGUGUUGGCAUUCAUGACGAUUUUGCAUUCGUCGAUGAAAAUGGCUUUGCGAAUCAGGUUUGGGAAUUGUUGGAAUUGGAAGAUUUCGGCUUGGUCUGGUGA